GUCUGAUGAAGAUUCACUCAAAGCAGCUGUUAAAUCAAUAAAAUUAUUGCAUAACGAUGUAUUUGAAAAACAUGAUUCUGAUUUUAUUAAUGAUGCUGUUGGAAAAUCCAAAGACUCUAACGUUGCAGAAAUAUUUGAGGAUUCUGAUAAUCAAGAUUCAAAUCUAUUUAACGACAUUUUAGAAAGAUAA
Molecule: messenger RNA, 190 nt
Organism: Cetraspora pellucida
Lineage: Eukaryota; Fungi; Glomeromycota; Glomeromycetes; Diversisporales; Gigasporaceae
Source: the annotation of a GenBank genome assembly